UAAAUAAAUUUUACGAGAGACUGAACUUGUUGGUAGAUCCAUGAGCUUAGGAGCAAAAUGAGAAGUGCUGGUAUGCCCUGGCCUGGUGAUCAAGGUGAAGAGAGGUGGAAUCUUGCUUGGCAAGCGAUAAAAAAGGUUUGGGCUUCAAAGUGGAAUGAAAGAGCAUUUAUUAGUUGCAGGAAAGCUAAUUUACAUCAUAACAACCUUUGCAUGGCUGUACUGAUUCAAGAAAUUAUCUGUGGGGAUUAUGCUUUUGUUAUUCACACAAAGAAUCCCUUAUCAGGGGAUAACUCGGAGAUAUAUACAGAGAUUGUGAAAGGCUUGGGAGAGACUUUGGUGGGUGCCUAUCCUGGUCGAGCUAUGAGCUUCAUUACCAAAAAGAACAAUCUAAAAUCUCCUUUUGUUACUGGUUAUCCAAGCAAGCUUAUCGGGUUAUACAGCAGGCCAUCAAUUAUAUUCAGAUCAGACUCAAAUGGUGAGGAUCUUGAAAAAUAUGCAGGCGCUGGGCUUUAUGACAGUGUAGCAAUGGAUGAACAGGAGAGAGUGGUGUUGGACUACGCCCGUGACCGACUGAUAGUUGAUAAAGCUUUCCAACUCUUACUCUUUUCAAGAAUUGCCGAGGCAGGGAAAAUCAUAGAAAACCUUUAUAGUUGUGCCCAGGACAUUGAAGGAGUGGUAAAAGAUGGAGUAAUAUAUGUAGUCCAGGCAAGGCCACAAAUCUAGAAUAAGCAAGGACAUGGUGUCCAUUUCGGAACACCUCGGUUCAUUGGCACUAGGAAGUUGAAGGGUAAGCUUGUGCAGGCAAAACUUUGUGCUAACUGGGCGAGGCUUGGAGCUCAAACUAGAGGGGCCGCCAAUAACUUAUGUUGUAUAACCUACUUUAAGCUUUUAUGAAUAAGGUUUAUUUUGGAAA
Molecule: messenger RNA, 913 nt
Organism: Pistacia vera
Lineage: Eukaryota; Viridiplantae; Streptophyta; Magnoliopsida; Sapindales; Anacardiaceae
Product: alpha-glucan water dikinase 2-like
Exons: 5
Coding region: 58-723 (221 amino acids)
Biological process (GO): phosphorylation
Molecular function (GO): ATP binding; kinase activity
Source: RefSeq, a predicted model, not a curated record